UGGCGGAAGGUACCGUCCACGUGCAGGUGACAAUGAUAUACAUGAUAAUUCAGAAUGGAUGCGGAACGGCGAUUACUCUCCGUCCGGUUUCCAAGCCCAAUCCGAUGCUGUUAAUCUCAUCUGUGGUGCAAAACCCCCCGUCCCACGCGCACGUAGAUUUAUCGGGUGAAAUCACUUUUGUGUUAAAAGUUUAAGCGACGGGGUAGAUUAGUCUAAUCCGGAAAAUACAGUGGGGAUUUUGACAAUGGCGGUCAUAGGGGUUCGUGUAUUGGCCACUCCCACCUCUGAUCUUGGCAAGAUUUUGGCUUGCAUGUCCUGAAAUGGUGUUGGGUAAGAAAAACAUAGCUGCUGGAAUCCUGGUAGCUCAGUUGGCUCUUAAGCAUUGCCAAAACACAAUAGAGGAUUAUCGUUUUUGCUAGAAGUCCACUCAAAUAUGACAAGAAAGUGUUGGAGAUGAUUGGAAAGAAAUUGAAAAGGAACAGUGUAGCUCUUGAUAUCAUUGACUUUGGUAAGAGGAUGAUGAGAAGCCCGAGAAGUUGGGGGCCCUUCUUGCUGCUGUUAACAAUAAUGACAGCAGUCAUAUAGUUCAUGUUCCUUCUGGUCCAAAUGCCCUCUCUGAUGUGCUUUCUAGAUGUGAUCUUGUUUUGUUUUAACUUUUUGCAUCACAUUUUAGUUUUUAGCUCAUGAUUGGAAUAACCUAGAAUUAUGGACUGAAAUUUUAAUAUUACAAUACAUUAUUAAAAAAACAUAUUGAGAAAGGAAAAUGUUUUAAGAAGCCAAAGGCAAUGCAUACCGAAAUAAAUAAAGUUUGCAAAGUCAUUUUGGAAACUAUGGCAUCAACAGAAAGGAAGAAACAAAGAAGAAAGAAUGGGAGCAGAAAGGGGUAGUAGGAGAAUGAACAAUCUGCCCCACAGUUGCCAAGUCCAAUGUGUGACUUUAUAACUCCACCAAUUUUAAUUUUCAGAAAAUUGUAUGGAUGAGGGUAUAAAUUUCUGAUUCUGUUCUUCCUUUGCACACAUGUUGUUCUUAAUUUGGGUAAUAUUACUCAAAGAACAAAGCUCAGUGUUUCACGUAUGACUUAGAUGGCAGUACACCUGUUUUCACCAGAGAUGGGGAAGGAACAGGGGGAUUUGGUGCAGCUGGUGGUGCUCCCAGUUUUGAUUUUGGUUUUGAUCCCAGUCUAGAUCCUGAGCUAGCUCUUGCCCUUAGAGUUUAUUUAGAAGAGGAGAGAGUGCAAGGAAAGAAGAUGCUGCAAAAAGAGCUACUGAAGAAGCUUCUAGAAUAGAAAAGGGAGAGGAACCAUCAUCCAGUGCAGAAUAUGCAACCAUGACAGAAUGUGUUAACAUUGCACUCCCUAAGAAAACAAGGAAACUGUUGAUGAGAUGGACAGUGUCUUCAUUUCAACUUCUGCCUUUGGCAUUUGUGUGUGUCUGUGUGAACCAAGAAAAGUUACUGAUGCAUGGAUGAUGAGAAUCUCUUGCUAGAGCAGGCUCUUGCAAUGUCCGAAUAUCUCUGGAUCUGGGCACUCCAUGGGUGAUGCUGAGAUGACAGAGGCAAUAACUGAUGAUCGGGAGAUGGCCUUAGCUCGUGAAAUGUCCUUGCAGGAAAAUGUGAAGACUAAAUUGACAGAGUCUGCUGAAAGCAAGCUUCUGGGAGUUGACCCCAAUGAUCCUUCAGUACGAGAAAUGCUGGCAUCUUUGGGAAGUAUGAGGCACAACAAAAGAAGAAUGAAGAUGAGCAACCAAACGUGGACAAGUAAAGAUGCUAUUACACUACUGCUGCUGAAUCUGUGACGGCAAGAUUAAUCUCUGAUCCGAAUUCUAAGUUUUAGGAGUGAGCGAUGCCUUGUUUGUUUUUAACAUUAAUAGUUUAUCUUACAUGCAUUCUUUUCCGGAUUCUCUCUCUCUCUCUCUCUCUCU
This is a messenger RNA of Juglans regia (Persian walnut), 1919 nucleotides long. Its product is annotated as 26S proteasome non-ATPase regulatory subunit 4 homolog. The coding region runs from base 1530 to 1793 and encodes 87 amino acids. The record is from RefSeq and is a predicted model, not a curated record. Lineage: Eukaryota; Viridiplantae; Streptophyta; Magnoliopsida; Fagales; Juglandaceae. The transcript is spliced from 7 exons.